Messenger RNA from Oppia nitens, 1878 nucleotides. RefSeq names its product glycerol kinase-like. Gene Ontology annotation, biological process: glycerol-3-phosphate biosynthetic process; triglyceride metabolic process; glycerol metabolic process. The transcript is spliced from 4 exons. NCBI's taxonomy places the organism in Eukaryota, Metazoa, Arthropoda, Arachnida, Sarcoptiformes, Oppiidae. Gene Ontology annotation, cellular component: mitochondrion. The coding region runs from base 101 to 1846 and encodes 581 amino acids. The record is from RefSeq and is a predicted model, not a curated record. Gene Ontology annotation, molecular function: glycerol kinase activity.
CCAAAACUGAUUUGUCGUUUCAUAUAAUAAUUUAUAUCACUUUUAGCUGAAUAUUUGAAUAAUUAUAAAAUAUAAAUAAUAAAAUUACUAUUACUUAAUAAUGUCUGACUUUAAUGAAUCGUUAGUCGGUGUUAUCGAGCACUCGACAAAUUAUGUGCGCUUCUCAGUGUUUGUCAGUCAAACCGGUCAAAUCAUAACCUAUUAUCAACUGGAAGUCAAUAAAAUAUUGCCGCGCGAGGGUUGGAUUGAACAGGACCCGGUUCAAAUUUAUGAAACAGUACUAAAUUGCAUUGAAGUGGUUGCAAACAAAUUGACACAAUUAGACAUUGAUUUAAAACAAAUCAAAUGCAUUGGUAUUACUAAUGAACGCGAGUCUACAGUUGUUUGGGACAAAUAUACAGGACAGCCAUACUAUAAUUGUAUUGUAUGGUUGGAUAAUAGAACAAAUGAUUUAGUGGAAAGUUUGAUUGACAAAAUCCCGGGCCGUGAUAUCAAUUGGCUUAAAAGCAAAACAGGUCUACCCAUUAGUACAUACUUUAGUGCACCCAAACUAAGAUGGCUUAUCGAUAAUGAUCCGGAAAUAUAUAAAGCAAUUAAAGAGAAACGUUUACUAUUUGGUACAAUUGACACCUGGCUAUUAUGGAAACUAACGGGUCAGCACAUGACUGAUGUGACAAACGCCAGUCGGACACUGCUUAUGGAUAUCGAGUCAUGCAAUUGGGACGACUAUUUGCUCGACUUUUUUCAUUUACCGAAAUAUAUUUUACCAGAAAUCAAGUCGUCGUCAGAUUUUUACGGCACACUUACUGUCAGUGAACUUAACGGCAUUCCAGUCACUGGCGUUAUCUCAGAUCAAAGUGCAGCACUGGUAGGUCAAAAAUGUUUUGGUUUAAGCCAGACUAAGGUCACGUGUGGAACUGGUUGUCAUAUUAUACAGAACAUAGGUCCCGGGCCAGUAAAUGGAGCACUUGAAAGUGUGUCCACAGAUGCCAAAAAAAAUUUAUUGAUAACAAUUGCUUUCAAACUUGGGGCACAGCCAACCUAUUAUGCUAUUGAGGGCAGUGCUGCUAUUGCCGGCGCCGCCAUCACUUGGCUUCGGGACAAUCUGGAGGUAAUCAAACACUACAGUGAUGUCGAAAAUAUAGCAGAAAUUGAGGACAAUUGCGGUGGCGUUUACUUUGUACCCGGUUUUCAAGGUUUAUAUGCCCCGCACUGGGACUCUAAUGCAACGGGAAUUAUACUGGGAUUUACUCAAUAUAGUCGAAAAUCGCAUCUAAUUCGGGCAACAGUUGAGAGCAUUGCCUUUCAGGCUAAUGAUAUACUGUCACUAAUGAGAUCCGAUACUAAUGGUAUCAAAAUUGACGGAAUACUGUCCUAUAAUAAUGUGUUAUGUCAAGCACUUGCCGAUCUGGCCGGUGUUACAUUUAUGAGACCAAACAUUUGUGAUACUAUAUCACUGGGCGCUGCAAUGAUGGCAGGCUAUCAGUUAGGUAUUUGGGAUAUCAAACCAGAACCUGACUAUCGAUGUGUCAUUGAAAGACCUGUAUUAUCCAAUGGAGUGACCAAAUCUGUAUCAUCAAUGAAGAUAGCGAUGAGAAAUGAAAAUAAUAAUAAUAAUAACGAGUUUUUCGGCGAAAACUUUGCCGAUAUUUUUGUGCCUAAAAUGACUGAAGAUAUGAGACAUAAAAAGAUCGGAAUGUGGAGGUCGGCCGUUGAAAGAAGUCAAAAAUGGACACGAAUUGAAAGGUUAGAACAUAAACAACAAGACUAUAAACGACUGUCCACUUUGCCAUUCAUUGCAUUUGCUUUAAUGUCUUUCGGCAUUCAUAUUGUUAGUCAGUAUUAAAAUAUAUAUUUUUUUAUAAAUUUUAUUAUUUU